UCUAGAAUACUGGACGAAGAAGAUGAAGGCUAUAGUGAGACAUUUUCUAAAGCAGAUAAUCGACCACUAUUAAAUAGUGAAAAUAUUAAAGAUAUUGUAUAUCGGCUUUUUUCACAAUUUUCUCCGGCUAUCGGUCAAUUAUUAGUCAAGGAAAUAUUCUAUCCAUCAUUUGAACAUUGCUCUAAAGAGAUUUCAAGAGACAACACUUUACUGGCUAAUAAAGAUCUUAAAACUAUUUUACCAUUAAUAUCUUCAAAUAAUGUUCAACGUUUCUCUUGGGAAAACAGAGGCGUUGGAUGUUUAGACAAAGAAUUGCCGUAUUUGAGUGAAGUUGGUCCGAUUUCUGCUGAAGCUGUAUUGGUAUUUAGCAAGUUCAGAUCUGAUUUCCUCGCUGGCAAUAUUGGAAGUAUUACAGGAAACGUUAAUAACACUAAUAAUAGUACGCUGAAAUCAGUUUCAGCAUACAACAAUGACUUUCUUCGUCAUCUUUUAUUUCUGAGAAUGGGUACUCAAUCGGAAAGAUUUCAUUAUUUUUCUGAUUUCAUACCAGGUACUACUGAUCAGAUCAGUGAUCAGAUGCCAUACUAUUCUCAUCCGUUAACUGGUCACUUUGCAUGGAUACCAAAUGAUCAAGAUUCACUUAAUAUAGGCGUUUCAUCUCAAUGUCUAUCACACUUUGUCGACAGUCAUCUUAAAGCUGGAACGGUCUACAAAAAACUCUGUUGCUUUGCUUAUCAUGUUGUUUCACUCUUUCCGACAUCUGUUCAUGAUAAUACUAUUUGGUUGGGAAAAAUUUGGGCAUGCUUUAUUCAAGGAUUGAGAACAUGGUUAGGUGUAUACGAGAAGUCAUUGUAUUCAAUUCUGUCAAAAUUGUCAGACAGCAAUGACUAUGGACUCCUUUGGAUUACCAACCGCUUAUCCUGUCUUUCUAAGCAGAUAAAGUUUGUUGGUGAAUUAUGCAUGCUCAACGCCGAGCAGUCAAAUGCAUCGUCAUCAUCAUCAGUAUCAUCGUAUCCUCUGUUAAAACUUAAUGGAAUAGGAUUAUUAGCAUAUUUAAUGUCAAAAGCUGACCGGUGUAUGUGUCAUUCAUCUGAAAGGACAGCAAGAUUUCUUUUCAAAGAGGCUGCUAAACCAUUCGUCAGG
Molecule: messenger RNA, 1143 nt
Organism: Trichobilharzia szidati
Lineage: Eukaryota; Metazoa; Platyhelminthes; Trematoda; Strigeidida; Schistosomatidae
Source: the annotation of a GenBank genome assembly